Messenger RNA from Loxodonta africana (African savanna elephant), 3579 nucleotides. Its product is annotated as voltage-dependent L-type calcium channel subunit alpha-1C-like. NCBI's taxonomy places the organism in Eukaryota, Metazoa, Chordata, Mammalia, Proboscidea, Elephantidae. The coding region runs from base 273 to 857 and encodes 194 amino acids. The transcript has 2 exons. The record is from RefSeq and is a predicted model, not a curated record.
UCAGACUGGGAUGAUCACAAAACUUAUUUUGGGGUUAUUGAAACUUCGGCUGGGUCUUCAUGAGCUAGGAUUCAGAUGGGUGGUAAUGUUUCGGGGGGGGUGAAUGUGAAUUCCAGGUAGAGCUAGCUGGAAAACAAUAGCUGCUUAGAAGGCAGAAGCCUGCCUAUCUGCGGACCUGCCCAUCGCCCCCAGUAACUCUUGUUCUUGUGUGUCCACAGGCAUUGGCAGUAGCGGGCCUGAGCCCCCUUCUCCAGAGAAGCCAUUCCCCCACCAUGUUCCCCAGACCGUGUGCCACCCCCCCUGCCACGCCCGGCAGCCGAGGCUGGCCCCCACAGCCCAUUCCCACCCUGCGGCUGGAGGGUGCUGAGUCCAGUGAGAAACUCAACAGCAGCUUCCCGUCCAUCCACUGCAGCUCCUGGUCGGAGGAGAGCCCCAGCUGUGAUGGGGGUGGCAGCACCAUCCGGAGAACCCGGCCUGUCUCCCUCACUGUGCCCAGCCAGGCUGGGGCCCCGGGGAGGCAGUUCCACGGCAGUGCCAGCAGUCUGGUCGAAGCGGUCUUGAUUUCAGAAGGACUGGGGCAGUUUGCUCAAGAUCCCAAGUUUAUCGAGGUCACAACCCAGGAGCUGGCUGACGCCUGCGACAUGACAAUUGAGGAGAUGGAGAACGCGGCUGACAACAUCCUCAGUGGGGGCGCCCAGCAGAGCCCCAACGGCACCCUAUUACCUUUUGUUAACUGCAGGGACCCAGGGCAAGACAGAGCAGGGGGUGAAGAGGAUGCGACCUGUGGGCCUGCCCUGGAGUGUCGGAAGAGUGAGGAGGAACUCCAGGACAGCAGGGUCUACGUCAGCAGCCUGUAGUAGCCAGGGCUGGGGAGAUGCUGGGUUUUUUAUUUGUUUCAAUGUUCCUAAUGGGUUCGUUUCAGAAGUGCCUCACUGUUCUCGUGACCUGGAGUUAACCGGAACAGCGUCUUCAUUCAUUUCUGUUGGGACAAGACGCAGAGUUGGGUGGUGUGGAGAGCCAGCUUUUCAAGGGGAAGAAAAGCAGCAACCCCAGUUCGUGUCCGCAGAGGUCGAGUGGUGAGGAGGAGGUGGCAGAAUCAGGGAGGGAAAGCAAGGGGAGAGACGCCUACCCUUCUGCUGCAUUUCAGGCCCUGCCUUUGGGCAUGAAAGAGAACCUCAGCUUCCUGCGGCAGCCCUCACCAAAAGGACCCUAUAUCAAACGGGUGUCUUUCAACUUUGCUUGUAAAAAAAAAAAAAAAAUCAUUUUGCACAUAUUCUGUAUGAGCCUCACUGUCUCCAUAGAGCCAGGGCCCUGUGGAUUUGGAGAAUGAGACGGGGGCGUGACUUCCAUGGGGGAUCCCAACCCUACCCCUGAGAGGGAGAAGUGGCCAGAGGCAGCAGAAGCUCCUGGAGACAGGAGCCGAGGGCGACAGGCACGGUCGCAGCUUCUCACCCAGACCCUGGGCGCAGUGGCGGCGGCCCGGCCACCUUCGCCUACCUGAGUCAGGGUCUCUUUACCUGCACAAGCCACGCCGAGCUCCGGAACAGCAGCUGGGCGGCAGCCAGGGCGUGGAAGGAGCUGGCACCGCCACCAGCAAAGGGGCAGCCAGCUCUUGACAAAACGAGGUGGUGCUGAGCUUCUGCUGAGCGCUCUUCCGUUUUGUGGUCUAACAUUUUUCUUGACAGCAUGUUGCAGUUUUUGUUUUCAGGUUUGUUUUGUUUUGUUUUCAUUUUGUUUUCCAAGGGGGAGGGGAGGAAGAAGUGUUUACAGAGUUUUGUAGCCACCCACCUUAAUGUUUUCACUUUUGCCAAUGUAAAUCAGGUUUGGUUUUAUUGUAUUAUUUGAACGGUUGUGGUUUCCUUUUUUUUCCACAGAGGGUUCGAUCGAUCGAAGCCCUUGUAGGAGAGUUUUACCAGCCGUUGUGUAUGCCCAAUAAUUUGUUACAAUUUCCUUAGGUAGUAACGAAUCUUUUUGUUUGUUUGGUUGGUUGGUUUGGUUUCAUAAUUUAAAGGUAAUAGGUAAUGCACUUGAUAUGGUAUUGCACAUAUGGGUGACUGAGUCGGGUUCCUUUUAACGCUGGGUGUGUUGGUGGGUGCCAGAGAGAGGGAACAUGUAUGAGAGAGCAUGCCUCUGUGCAUGGGUGCGUGUGUGUGUGCGUGCGUGUGUGUAUAGUGGACUGGCUGUGUGCAUAUGUUGUAUGUGUGUAUAUGAACCCACACAGCGUGCCCAUACACACGAAUGCAUACGCGGUCCCCCCUUUCUGGUUUAACUGUGGGGAGAACUGAAUCUGGGGCCAUUUGAAAGCAAAAACAAACCACUGUCUCUGCUUCUGAAACAGGAAUCAGUAACUCUUUGCAUUUUCUGUCCCACAAGAUAUGCAAAAACAAUGCAAUAAUAUUCAUUUUAAAAAUACAAUUGUGAGUUGUGUUGGCAUUAAAACUGUAUUUAAAAAAAAAAACGCAGAAAUUUAAGGGAAAAACUGAAGAAGGCGUUUUGCUUCGAUAUAUUCCGUGUAACGUUUUAUUGCAUUCAUAAUGUUUCUGUUGAAGAAACCGUUAUACUUGAAUCCAGGUCAGUUUCAGUAUUUUUCAAAUAUUUUUUUAAAACUGAAUUGCAAUUGUGCCAAGCGAAUAUAAUGAAUUGAAUUAAGUUUGUUUUUGAAUUCACUUCUUGUAUAUUUUGCUGCAUGUAAAGUAAAUCAUUUUGUAUUUGGAGUGUGACAAGCUUUACCUUUGAACUCUAAGUGCUUUUCUAUGUGUGGUUGGGGAAAGGGAAAGAUUUUUCUUUUAAUUUGUACAAUGAGCAAAGGUAUCACCAGUGUAAGUCAUUAUCCUACUAUCGACAAACAGGUUUGGACAUCACUGUUUUGCAUAUCUUGUGUUCACUUCCACUUCCCUCAAUUUUUUCAAAAUCAUAUAUAAUAGGUGUAUUCAUGCCACAUAUUGCUUUGAGUAACCAGGACACACUUAAUUCUGGUCUUCACUUUUUCUGCUGUGCUCCAGUUCCCUAUCUUGGUAUUUCUCCAAGAACAGCCCUUCACCUUGAGAUAUAACGAGGCAUUCUGACCAGCUGCUUUAGUCCCUGGACUGGUGUCAGCACCCCCCAAGGAAGGGGUGGCUGACUUUUCUGUUCUCCCCUACAGCACAAGCCUUCCUCACUGGUUUCCUUAGUGAACUAGACACUGACUGAGAGAAUGAAAUUAGGCUCAGAUGGGUUGGAGGGGAGGAGAAUCCUCACUUCUGGCAACUGCUUUACCCAAACUCAGAUGGUAGGGGCUAGAGAAAGGCAACAUGGGUAAAACCUUGGUCCGUCCAGAAGUCAGCUCUCCAUCUGGCUCAUUUCUCCAUCCUUUCUUCACUCUAGAGCAGAAUUUCUUCUAAACCCACCCUUACAAUGCGUGUGGCAGUCAUGGAAGGAAGGAGCCAGGACAGGGGAGGAAGCAUUGGAGUUUACAGUGAUGCAGAAACGUAUCUUAUGCCCUUUUUUCAUCUACCUAGAACAUCUCCUUAUUGGUGCUUUUUCCUUCGAAUAUAUUUUAACAAUGAUAGUUGGAGAAGGACUGGUUUGGGGAGAAUAGUA